Molecule: messenger RNA, 1073 nt
Organism: Cucurbitaria berberidis CBS 394.84
Lineage: Eukaryota; Fungi; Ascomycota; Dothideomycetes; Pleosporales; Cucurbitariaceae
Product: oxidoreductase ucpA
Exons: 2
Coding region: 142-900 (252 amino acids)
Source: RefSeq, a predicted model, not a curated record
ACGACAACCCCGCCUUUGCAAGAGUAGCCGGCUUUAAUACAAGCUGGAGAUGCGUCUGCAACAUCUGUAGUCAAUUAAUUUUGUUGAAAUCACUCUUUAGACUUUUCUUAUCACUUCCUCUGGCUUUCUCAACGGAACAUAAUGGCAGCAACCAAAGUAGCACUCAUCACGGCCAGCUCGGCAGGCCUGGGUGCCCAAAUAGCUCGCGCAUUCGCGCCAGACUUUCGAGUCGUAAUAAAUUACUCGUCUAACUCUGAAAGAGCCCAAGCCCUUAUCAAAGAGCUUUCUUCAAUACCCGGCAGCUCCUCGCAAGCAAACCCGCGCUUUCAUCUCGUCCAAGCCGAUAUGUCCUCGAAGACGUCCGUUCAGAACCUCGUUAAAGAAACUCUCGACACAAUGGGCCGACUAGACGUAGUCGUGUCGAAUGCUGGGUGGACGCGUAUGACCACAUUCACAGACAUUGAACAACAAGUCAAUGACGACGAUUGGGACAAAUGCUUCACCAUGAACGUAAAAACACAUCUCUGGCUUGCGUACGCGGCGAAAGAUGCGCUAGCCGAAAACGAGGGCGUAUUUAUCUCGACAGCUAGUGUGGCUGGCGUCAAGCCGUCCGGCUCAAGUGUCCCCUAUGCAGUCACGAAGGCAGCACAAAUCCAUCUUGUAAAGAGUUUAGCUGUAGUUCUGGCGCCAAAGAUCAGGGUUAAUAGUGUGUCUCCGGGCAUGCUGUUGACGGAGUGGGGUCUCAAGUUUCCGGAGAGCAAGAGGAAUGCAGCGAUUGGAAAUACAAAGUUGAAGCGUUUGGCGACAGUCGAGGAUGUUGCGGAUCAGGUCAGGACUUUGGCACUUAGUCGGAGUAUUACUGGGCAGAACAUUUCCAUCGAUAGUGGUUCUUCGGUGUAAGGACAGACUAGAGGUUGGAACGAUCUGUUAUUGAGUACGCGAGCUAUUUCAUGGGCACGUCCUGAUUAAAUCUUCGGUAAAGCUGAAACUCUUUCUUAGAGGUAGAGGAUAUUAGAAUCAUAAAUUCCAAAUGUGUUGCUCAAGGUGUCGCCGUAAAGUGUGGGUGUCUGUCC